GUGUCACAAAUCCAAAAAUGGCGUCUGAACAAGACGAAAACGUUGUAAUAGAAAACUCAGGGCGCCGCACACGCUCUGGACGUCCGCCGGCAACAGCAGCACCAACGCGAACCACACGUCGCACAUCCAAGCGCCAAGCACAGUUGAGUGAUCAAGAGGAAGAGAACGACCCAAUUAGUCAACAAAUGAUGGCGCUGACCGAGGAAGACGAUCAAGAGCGCGUAGCAGCAGAGGAGGCUCAGUAUGAGCAACUAGACGACGAUGUUGAAAUGCUGGCAACGACCGAAACAACGGGCGGUGUAGAUGACAAGAGUUCCUCGUUUCCCUUUGGUGCCGUUGCCGAACAACAUUCGGAGACGAGUGACGAUGUCAAGGAGAGUAGACGCAACGAAGAUGGUGUAGAUACAUCGCUCUUGGCCUCCCUGGUUGGUGAUAAUGCCAACAGUCUGCCUUCGGUAGCCGGCAAUGAUGAGAGCGAUAUUAACAAAAAAUCCGACUUUGAAUCGAAUGUGCCCGAUGCACUGCAGCCGCUUGGUGGGAGCAAGCUCAACUCGUCGGAUGAUUCGAGCUCACAUCAUGCUAUUGCCGAGAGUUUGGGCGAUGAAAUGAUGGACACAAGCAAUGCGACUAUUGUGAAUACUGAAAUCAUUUCAGAGGAUGAGUUACCGCCACCCAGCAAGCCCGAGAUCAAUGAUGCCGAAGAGGUAUCCGAUGAGGAGUUGCCGGCACCACAGCGUGCUGAGCUGCCAGCCGAUGCUGAAGUCAUAUCGGAGGAUGAAUUGCCAACGCACAACAAUAACAACAACAACAAUGUUAACGAGCUAAAGACGAGAGUAAAGCGAAAAGCUGGGAAGAAUGUUCAUGUGCCACAGUCUGCAAGAGAUGACGACGAGCAGAGCCAUAAUGAAACGAGCACAAAACUUAAAUCAACUGAACAGUAUAAUCCCGGCAGUCCAACAUCAGAGAGUAAUGAUGCGCAGCCCAUGGAGAAGCGUGCCAGAGUAGAUGAAGCAGAUGUUGAGCAUAACGACAAGGAUAAAGAGAAAGACCCUCAAAAGAAGGAGAAAGAGCGUGAUAAAGACAAAGAAAAGGAGAAGGACAAAGACAAGGAAAAGGACAAGGAGAAGGAGCGCAAAAAGUUGCCCGAUCUCGACAAAUACUGGCGCGUUGUCAAAGACGAUGCAUCCGACUUUACCGGCUGGACAUAUCUGCUACAAUACGUAGACAGCGAGUCCGAUGCUGAGGCGGCGCGCGAAGCUUACGACACAUUCCUGUCGCAUUAUCCCUACUGCUAUGGCUACUGGCGCAAAUAUGCGGACUAUGAGAAGCGCAAGGGUAUUAAGGCCAAUUGCUAUAAGGUAUUUGAGCGCGGCCUGGAAGCCAUUCCGCUAUCGGUGGAUCUAUGGAUACAUUAUCUGAUGCACAUCAAGUCGCACCACAGCGACGAGGAGCAAUUCAUCCGCAGCCAAUACGAGCGAGCUGUCCAGGCAUGCGGCCUCGAGUUCCGCUCCGACAAGCUCUGGGAUGCCUACAUACGUUGGGAGAACGAAUCGAAGCGUUAUCAGCGUGUCGUCCAGAUAUAUGAUCGUCUGCUCACGAUACCCACCCAGGGCUACAACGGACACUUUGACAAUUUUCAGGAUGUUAUUAAUCAGCAUGCAAUAACCGCCACCAUUGGCAAUGAGGAGCUGUUGCGAUUGCGCAAGGAUUGGCACGAUCGCCAAUUGACUAAAUCCUCGAAAUCUUCGUCCAGGAGUCGUCGCGAUAGUGGCAGCUCCAAGGAAGCCAAGGGUGAGCGUGAAAAGGAACGUGAUCGCGAUGAGAAGCAGAAGGAAACUGCAGCUGAUGGCAGUAAGGAGCCCAAGGAGGCCAGUGAAACAGCUGUGGAAGAAUCCACUACUGAUCUGACCCUCAGCGAAUCCUCAGCCACAUCGAAACCGGCGCCAAUUGAUUUCAGCGAUCUCAGCACACUCAACGAGGAGGAAAUUACUUCAAUCAAGGACAAAGUCAUUUCUGCGCGUCGCAAACUGCACAAGUUAACCGUUGGUGCGGUCACAGCGCGCUGGUCCUUCGAGGAGGGCAUCAAGCGUCCAUAUUUCCAUGUUAAGCCAUUGGAGCGUGCCCAGCUGAAGAACUGGAAGGACUACCUGGACUUUGAGAUCGAGAAAGGUGAUCGUGAACGCAUCCUGGUGCUCUUUGAACGCUGUCUCAUCGCGUGCGCUCUUUAUGAUGAGUUCUGGCUAAAGAUGCUGCGCUAUCUGGAGUCGUUAGGUAGUAUCGAGCACAGCCAGAAUACAGUGGAUAUAACACGAGGUGUCUAUCGGCGCGCCUGUCGCAUCCAUCAUCCCGAGAAGCCCAGUCUGCAUUUGAUGUGGGCCGCCUUCGAGGAGUGUCAGCUCAAUUUUGAUGGCGCCGCCGAGGUGCUGGAGCGCAUCGAGCAACGUUGUCCAAAUGUGCUCCAGAUCUCCUAUCGCCGCAUCAAUGUGGAGCGACGUCGUGGCGCCCUGGACAAAUGCCGUGAACUUUACAAGCAUUACAUCGAGGGCACCAAGAACAAAGCCAUUGCCGGCAGUUUGGCCAUCAAGUAUGCCCGAUUCCUAAAUAAGCUGUGCCACGAUCUCGAUGCCGGCUUGGAAGUGCUGCAGCAGGCGCUCGAACGUGAUCCGGCCAAUACACGUGUCGCCCUACAAAUGAUCGAUCUAUGCCUGCAGCGGCCACAAGUUGUUGAGCCCGAGAUCGUUCAGAUUAUGGACAAGUUUAUGGCACGCGCCGAUAUUGAACCUGACCAGAAAGUGCUUUUUGCUCAGCGCAAAGUUGAGUUCCUCGAGGACUUUGGCAGCACGGCCAAGGGAUUACAGGAUGCACAGCGUGCACUCCAACUGACGCUCAGCAAGGCCAACGAGAUGCAAAAGAAGAGCGAUACAAGUCCAAGUCGCAAGAACUCCACUGGUGGCAAAGAUGGUGGCAGUGCCACUGGUGGCGGCUCAUCUGCACCACUCGCUGCCUAUAACAAUGGUGGAUCGGCAGCAGCGGCGAAUGCCAACUACAAUUACAAUUCGAUGAACUCCGGUGCCUAUUAUGCCCAGCAGCAGAACAGUGGCGCCUAUCCGCCACAGCAGCAACAGCAACAGCAGCAGUCGUACGACUCAUAUUACAGUCAAUGGGGUGGUGGUGGUGGUUACGGCUCUGGUGGCGCUGGCACCGGUGCCAGCUAUAAUUAUGGCCAGUGGAGCGGCUAUGUCAACUACUAUUAGACACAGACACAGACCGUUAAAUUAGUGGAUAACAUAACGAUAUUUGUAGUUUUAUAAUGAUUCUUAUUAAAAAUAUGUAGCAUACGUACGUAUAUAUAUAUAUAUAUAUA
Messenger RNA from Drosophila grimshawi, 3364 nucleotides. It is a transcript of the gene Prp39, whose product is annotated as pre-mRNA-processing factor 39. NCBI's taxonomy places the organism in Eukaryota, Metazoa, Arthropoda, Insecta, Diptera, Drosophilidae. The transcript is spliced from 8 exons. Gene Ontology annotation, molecular function: protein binding. The record is from RefSeq and is a predicted model, not a curated record. Gene Ontology annotation, cellular component: commitment complex; U2-type prespliceosome; U1 snRNP. Gene Ontology annotation, biological process: mRNA 5'-splice site recognition; RNA processing. The coding region runs from base 18 to 3254 and encodes 1078 amino acids.